GCGUGGUUUGUCUUCUUGCUACCGUGCUAUUCCACCUUCAAGACCCUCUCCCAUGCACCUCCGCACGGUGACCAGAUCCAAGUAUGGUGCAUGUAUUGGGCAGUUAUCGGCGCAUUCAUCGCAGUCGAAAACAUACUCGGGUUUUUCAUAUCCUGGCUCCCCUUUUAUUGGGAACUCAGGACAUUGCUCCUACUCUACUUGUCGCUUCCCCAGAUCCAGGGUUCGACUUAUGUCUACAAAACCUACCUUGAACCGUUCUGCCGAAUCAAUGAAGCUGAGUUUGAUGCUGGGAUCGCGUCGGCCACCGGCAGCAUCCUAGAAUUCUUCCAGUCUCGCCUUGCCAGCGUGACUGACAUCUUCAGCUUGUUAAACAAAACACCCGUCACCCUGCCGCCUCAAUCUAACAGGGCCUACAAUACCAGCGCACUGAACUGA
This is a messenger RNA of Pisolithus orientalis, 435 nucleotides long. Its product is annotated as TB2/DP1, HVA22 family-domain-containing protein. The record is from RefSeq and is a predicted model, not a curated record. NCBI's taxonomy places the organism in Eukaryota, Fungi, Basidiomycota, Agaricomycetes, Boletales, Pisolithaceae. The transcript has 3 exons. The annotation marks the transcript as partial.